Volvox carteri f. nagariensis is the source of this 345-nucleotide messenger RNA. RefSeq lists its product as uncharacterized. The transcript has 2 exons. Gene Ontology annotation, molecular function: tRNA binding; ribosomal large subunit binding. Gene Ontology annotation, cellular component: RQC complex. The record is from RefSeq and is a predicted model, not a curated record. Gene Ontology annotation, biological process: ribosome-associated ubiquitin-dependent protein catabolic process; rescue of stalled cytosolic ribosome. NCBI's taxonomy places the organism in Eukaryota, Viridiplantae, Chlorophyta, Chlorophyceae, Chlamydomonadales, Volvocaceae. The annotation marks the transcript as partial.
CUGGCGGACGAGGACGCCGCGCGGCUGAGUGUGCUGGAUAGCUUGACGGGAAUACCCCGACCCGAGGAUGUACUGCUGUUUGCCGUACCCGUGUGCGGGCCGUACAACGCGAUCCAGUCGUACAAGUACAAGGUCAAGGUCACGCCAGGUACUGUGAAGAAGGGCAAAGCUGCCCGUCAAGCCUUGGAGCUACUGACCCGUGGGUCAGAGGUCCCCCCCCGGGAGCGGGAGGUGCUGCGCGCCCUUCCGGAGAUGGAGGCCAUCACCGCGCUUGUGGGCCCCGGAGUGAAGCUCAGCAUGCCGGGGCUGCAGAAGCUCAAGAUGGAUGAAAAGAAAACCAGGAAG